AUGCCUAAGAAGCUCAGGUGCUCGUUCGAGGACUGCAAGGCGGCAGCCCAGCGCAUUUCGGGAGAUUGCGCCUUCUGCCAAGGGCAUUUCUGCAACAACCACCGUCUAUUAGAAGACCACAAAUGCCGGAAUUUGGAAGACUGCAAGAGGGAAGCGUUUGAGCAGAACGCAAAUCAGCUCUACAAGGAGCGGACCCAAGUCAUCAAGACAGCCUAG
Molecule: messenger RNA, 216 nt
Organism: Canariomyces notabilis
Lineage: Eukaryota; Fungi; Ascomycota; Sordariomycetes; Sordariales; Chaetomiaceae
Exons: 2
Coding region: 1-216 (71 amino acids)
Molecular function (GO): zinc ion binding
Source: RefSeq, a predicted model, not a curated record